Molecule: messenger RNA, 723 nt
Organism: Phalaenopsis equestris
Lineage: Eukaryota; Viridiplantae; Streptophyta; Magnoliopsida; Asparagales; Orchidaceae
Product: LOB domain-containing protein 1-like
Exons: 2
Coding region: 45-659 (204 amino acids)
Source: RefSeq, a predicted model, not a curated record
ACCCUCCCCUUAUCCUCCACUUCAAAGUUGUAGUCUUUACAGACAUGAAUCCCAGCUUCCACCCUCAUUUCUCCUCCACCACUUCUUCUUCUUUCUCCCCUCCCCUGCCUCCCCAUCAGAAUCCGGCUCCGAGGAGUAAUUACCAGAGCCCGUGCGCCGCCUGCAAGAUUCUCCGCCGGCGCUGCGCCGCCCAAUGUCUUCUCGCCCCUUACUUUCCUCCGACGGAGCCCCUUAAAUUCACCACCGCACACCAUGUUUUUGGGGCCAGCAAUAUCAUCAAAUCACUUCAAGAGCUGCCGGAAAGCCAGAGGGCUGAUGCAGUGAGCAGCAUGGUGUACGAGGCAACCGUCCGGAUCAAAGAUCCCGUCUACGGCUGCGCCGGCGCCAUCUGCUACUUACAGAAGCAAGUGGAGGAGCUCCAGGCGCAGCUGGCUCGGUCGCGAGCGCCGCGAGCCGAGCUGCUCGCCGUCGAGACCCAACACAACCAUAUCCUCGCCCUCUUCUGCAAAGAUUUUGACUUCUGCUUGCCACAGCAGCCAUUAUUUGAUUCUCCUUCUCCUUCUGCUGCUGCUCUGAAUCCUUUUGAGGGUUUUGGUGAUUUUCUGCUUGAAGAUGAUGGCCAUGGAAGUAUCAGAGAGGAGACAGUGUGGACAUCUUGACGAUGAUGAUGAUUUGGCUCUUGCUGAAUAUUAUGAUUUUUUAUUUAAAUAUUUAACUUGAUGA